Molecule: messenger RNA, 2277 nt
Organism: Aspergillus fijiensis CBS 313.89
Lineage: Eukaryota; Fungi; Ascomycota; Eurotiomycetes; Eurotiales; Aspergillaceae
Product: glycoside hydrolase family 47 protein
Exons: 4
Coding region: 226-2034 (602 amino acids)
Biological process (GO): N-glycan processing; carbohydrate metabolic process
Cellular component (GO): Golgi membrane; endoplasmic reticulum
Molecular function (GO): mannosyl-oligosaccharide 1,2-alpha-mannosidase activity; calcium ion binding
Source: RefSeq, a predicted model, not a curated record
GUCUCGCGAACCUGGAAACUCCCCCAAUUCGUUCGCUCUUUUGUACUGGUCUCAGAAUCCCAAGCCCGGGGUGACUUCAGCCUGAGUCUGGUAUUGAGCCUCCUCUCGAUGCUUAAACUUGUUUCUAUAUUAUAACUUCUGGCCGUAGCUUGAACGGCUGUCCUUUCUCUCAAUCAAUCAAUUCUGUCCAUUUGCGCCAUUACUUCAUAUAAUAAACCAAUCACCAUGAUACUUUCGCGGAGAAGCUAUCUCCUCCCUACUGUGAUUCUCAUCUGUCUCACCUACAGUCUGUUCUCUAGUCUACCGCCCGGCGCCAGGAGACCACAUUCACAUGCUCAUGACAAUGCGCAACAACCCACCUUGACUUCAGCAUCGUCAGGUGGUGAUCGAAUCCAUUGGACUAAACAAUCCGAACAUCAUCCAAUCGAGGAUUACAUCCCUCUUCCUACAGCAGUACCAUCCGCUAUACCUAAGAUACAGUAUGAGUUCCCAAGAGAGUCGUGGGUUGCUGGAUGGAGGAGGAAAAAGAGACAGAACGCCGUGAAGAAGGCGUUCCAACAUGCGUGGAAAGGAUACAGAGACAAUGCCUGGCUACGGGACGAGCUGUCUCCCCUCAGUGGGCGCCAUCGCGAGACGUUUGCUGGAUGGGCAGCUACGCUGGUUGAUUCCCUUGAUUCUCUGGUCAUCAUGGGCAUGACAAAAGAGUUCGAAGAAGCGCUGGAAGCUCUCGACCGCAUCGAUUUCUCGACCACGCACGCUCUGCAGAUCAAUAUCUUCGAGACCAACAUUCGCUACCUGGGCGGGUUUCUGGGAGCCUAUGAUCUUACCGAUGGAAAAUACCCUAUCUUGCUCAGGAAGGCCACCGAGAUUGCGGACAUGAUAUAUGGAUCGUUCGACACCCGUAACAGGAUGCCGCAAUCCAGAUGGGAAUGGACCAGAUCUGCAGGAGGUCACGGCAUUAUGCCCAGUAAACAAACUAUUCUUGCUGAACUCGGAUCGCUCAGUCUGGAAUUCACCCGAAUGUCUCAGCUGACCAAGGAUCCUAAGUACUUCGACGCCAUUCAAAGGAUUACAGACUUCUUUGAAGAGAAUCAGGGACUUACGAAACUGCCAGGCUUGUGGCCUAUGAUGGUGAAUGCACAAGAUAUGGAAUUCAGUGACCCUCGAUUUACAAUCGGAGGGAUGGCUGACUCGACGUACGAGUAUCUCCCCAAGGAGCAUAUGCUGCUUGGAGCUCAAACAAAUCAAUAUCGCGGAAUGUACGACUCGUUCAUGAAAGCUCUCAAGAGCCGUCUCCUCUUCCGCCCAAUGACGAAGGACAAUCAAGACAUUCUUUUCGCUGGGAACGUCCAGGCCAAUGUGAUCUCCCCCAGCAGGGAAAGGCUGGAUCCACAAUGGGAACAUCUGAAGUGCUUCUUGGGUGGCACUGUCGGCAUUGGAGCCAAAGUAUUCGACCGUCCCGAAGAACUCUCUAUCGCGCGGAAGUUGGCCGAUGGAUGCAUCUGGGCAUACGAUAUCAUGCCCACUGGUAUCAUGCCAGAGAUACUCCAUCUGAGCGCAUGUCGUGACCCGAAUGAUUGCAAGUGGGACGAAAACAAGUGGUAUCAGGAUGUGCGACACCGCUUGGCGAAGAAGUCCAGCUCUCAGAAUUCCAUCGAGCAGGCCGAAUCACUCAUUGAAACAUACGGGCUGCCGCCGGGGGUGGUUGAUAUUCCAGACCCGAAGUAUCACCUCAGACCAGAGGCCAUCGAAUCUGUAUUUAUACUGUACCGUAUCACCGGCGAUACGAAAUUACAAGAUGCUGCAUGGCGAAUGUUUAAGAAUAUCGAGAAGAUGACUUGGACGCACUUUGCCCACGCUGCAAUCGCCGAUGUGCGCGAUCCUGAGUCACCACAGCUGGAUUACAUGGAGAGCUUCUGGCUAGCGGAAACCCUGAAGUACUUUUACCUCAUCUUCUCCGAGCCGGAUGUUGUAAAUCUGGAUGAAUACGUCCUGAACACUGAGGCGCAUCCAUUCAGGCGCCCUUCUGUCUGAUCGUGAAAGCCGAUCCCCAAUUUUCUCGUUUACAUGCUGAGAUUAGCGCGACAAAACUUGCAUCGGUGAGGCGUUAUUCAUGCUUUGGUUUCUUUAGACAGACCCAACCUUUUGUACAUAGACUAGGUUUUCCAAUUUGAUAAAAUGCCUCCGACUUACGCGUCCUCAUCAUGAGCAGCAAAGAGUCGAUCCUAGGCCACUGUAUUGACUGUGUUGAAGCCACGUACCCCUUUCGAAAAUCUC